Messenger RNA from Elephantulus edwardii (Cape elephant shrew), 3707 nucleotides. It is a transcript of the gene RIC1, whose product is annotated as KIAA1432 ortholog. Gene Ontology annotation, biological process: retrograde transport, endosome to Golgi; intracellular protein transport. Gene Ontology annotation, molecular function: protein binding. Gene Ontology annotation, cellular component: Golgi membrane; cytosol; Ric1-Rgp1 guanyl-nucleotide exchange factor complex. NCBI's taxonomy places the organism in Eukaryota, Metazoa, Chordata, Mammalia, Macroscelidea, Macroscelididae. The record is from RefSeq and is a predicted model, not a curated record.
GCGGGCUGCUCUCGUCGCGCAGGGUCGCAUCGGCCGGGCCCGGCCAGCUGGCAGAUGCCUGGAGCUGCCGCCGCCGCCGCCGUAGAGUGGGCCGGUGGUGGUGUGGGAGGCGGGCGUCCAGCCCGGGCCCUCUGAGAGCGGCAGACGGGGCCGGGGUGGCCCCGGGGCGCCGCGGCUCCGUGCGGACCAUGUAUUUCCUGAGCGGCUGGCCCAAGCGGCUGCUCUGCCCGCCGGGGCUCCCGGCCGAAGCACCGCUCCACGUCCAGGCCGACCCGCAGCGGGCUUUCUUCGCCGUGCUGGCCCCGGCUCGUCUCAGCAUCUGGUACAGCCGACCUAGUGUGCUAAUUGUAACCUACAAGGAACCUGCAAAAUCAUCUGCUCAGUUUGGAUCCUACACACAAGCUGAAUGGAGACCAGAUAGCACCAUGAUAGCUGUGUCAACAGCAAAUGGCUACAUCUUAUUUUUUCUCAUUACAUCUGCAAGAGGAGACAAAUACCUUUAUGAACCUGUGUAUCCCAAAGGAAGUCCACAAACAAAGGGAACCCCCCACUUUAAGGAAGAGCAGUGUGCUCCAGCAUUAAACUUAGAGAUGAAGAAAAUACUGGAUUUGCAAGCACCUGUCAUGAGUUUGCAGUCUGUGCUGGAAGACCUCCUGGUUGCUACUUCUGAUGGACUUCUGCAUCUUAUUCAUUGGGAAGGCCUGACAAAUGGCAGGAAAGCCAUUAAUCUCUGCACAGUGCCGUUUUCCGUGGACCUGCAGUCAUCUAGAGCAGGCUCGUUCCUGGACUUUGCAGACGUGUACAUCCGAGACAUGGAAUACUGUGCCACACUCGAUGGGUUUGCUGUUGUGUUCAGUGACGGCAAGGUGGGCUUUAUCACACCAGUGUCGAGUAGAUUCACCGCAGAGCAGCUUCAUGGAGUUUGGCCGCAAGACGUCAUUGAUGGAACUUGCGUGGCAGUAAAUAACAAGUAUCGACUAAUGGCAUUUGGUUGUGCAAGUGGUUCUGUGCAAGUUUACACGAUAGACAACACCACUGGCGCCAUGCAGCUGUCUCAUAAACUGGAGCUGACAGCAAAGCAGUACCCUGAUGUUUGGAACAAAACUGGAGCUGUUAAAUUGAUCCGAUGGUCUCCUGACAACAGUGUCGUUAUGGUGACCUGGGAGCAUGGAGGCCUUUCUCUGUGGAGUGUCUUUGGAGCUCAGCUGGUUUGCACACUUGGAGGAGACUUUGCUUAUAGGUCUGAUGGUACCAAAAAAGAGCCCCUUAAGAUCAAUUCUAUGAGCUGGGGUGCCGAAGGCUAUCACCUGUGGGUGAUCAGUGGAUGUGGUUCUCAGAGCAUGGACACUGAGUCUGACCUCAAGAGCACAGUCAGACAGCCGAGCAUCCUGCUGUUUCAGUUCAUCAAGAGUGUCCUCACUGUCAACCCUUGUAUGAGCAACCAAGAGCAGGUGCUGCUUCAAGGAGAGGAUCGCUUGUACCUGAACUGUGGGGAGGCCUCCCAGGGCCAGAACCCCCGUGCUUCCCCAGCACACUCCAAGCACAAGGCCAGCCGGGAGACCAGCCCAUUUGCCGACAGAGGAUUCGAGUCCCAGGGCUUAAGCUCUUUGCUUGGACAUCGGCACUGGCAUGUCGUGCAGAUUUCCAGCACCUAUCUAGAGAGCAAUUGGCCUAUCCGGUUUUCAGCUAUUGAUAAACUUGGUCAGCAUAUUGCUGUGGUUGGCAAGUUUGGUUUUGCACAUUACUCUUUACUCACCAAAAAAUGGAAACUUUUUGGAAACAUUACCCAGGAACAAAAUAUGAUUGUGACAGGUGGCUUAGCCUGGUGGGAUGAUUUCAUUGUCCUUGCAUGUUACAACAUAAGUGACCGUCAAGAAGAGCUCAGAGUGUACUUACGGACGUCAAAUCUGGACAACGCGUUUGCACACGUCACCAAGGCACAGACAGAAACCCUGCUGCUGAGUGUCUUCCGGGACGUGGUGAUAGUGUUCCGAGCAGACUGUUCAAUAUGCCUUUACAGUAUUGAAAGGAGACCCGAGGGUCCAAACACUACUGCCAGUAUUCAGGUUCUCCAGGAGGUCUCCAUGUCUCGCUACAUUCCCCACCCUUUUCUGGUUGUGUCUGUCACGCUGACGUCAGUGAGCACAGAGAAUGGGAUCACCUUGAAGAUGCCACAGCAGGCUCGGGAUGCAGAGAGCAUCAUGCUGAAUCUCGCGGGCCAGCUCAUCAUGAUGCAGAGGGACCGGUCCGGGCCCCAGAUCCGGGAGAAGGAGAGCAGCCCGAACCCGAGGAAGCUUCUGCCCUUCUGCCCUCCCGUGGUCCUGGCCCAGUCCGUGGAGAACGUCUGGACCACCUGUCGUGCCAAUAAGCAGAAGCGCCACCUGCUGGAGGCCCUGUGGCUGAGCUGUGGCGGCUCGGGCAUGAAGGUCUGGCUGCCGCUCUUCCCCCGGGACCACCGCAAGCCCCACUCGUUCCUGUCCCAGCGCAUCAUGCUGCCUUUCCACAUCAACAUCUACCCCCUGGCUGUGCUGUUCGAAGACGCCUUGGUCCUCGGUGCUGUCAACGACACUUUGCUGUACGACUCUCUGUGUGCUCGGAGUGGCGCCCGGGAGCAGCUGGAGGGGCUGUUCCCCUUCUGCGUCGUGGAGAGAACCUCCCAGAUCUACCUCCACCACAUCCUGCGCCAGCUGCUGCUCAGGAACCUCGGGGAGCAGGCCCUGCUGCUGGCCCAGUCGUGCGCCGCGCUGCCCUACUUCCCGCACGUGCUGGAGCUCAUGCUGCACGAAGUGCUGGAGGAGGAAGCUACCUCACGGGAGCCCAUUCCCGACCCGCUGCUCCCCACGGUGGCCAAGUUCAUCACCGAGUUCCCGCUCUUCCUGCAGACAGUGGUCCACUGUGCCAGGAAGACCGAGUACGCACUGUGGAACUACCUGUUUGCAGCCGUGGGCAACCCCAAGGACUUGUUUGAGGAAUGCCUGAUGGCGCAGGAUCUGGACACAGCUGCUUCGUAUCUCAUUAUCUUACAGAACAUGGAAGUCCCCGCCGUGAGCAGGCAGCAUGCCACCCUGCUCUUCAGCACCGCGUUGGAACAAGGCAGGUGGGGCCUCUGCCGACACAUGAUUCGGUUUCUUAAAGCCAUCGGCUCUGGAGAAUCAGAGACGCCUCCGUCCACGCCCACAGCUCAGGAACCCAGCUCAAGUGGUGGAUUCGAGUUCUUCAGGAAUCGGAGCAUCAGCUUAUCCCAGUCGGCUGAGAAUAUUCCAGCAAGUAAAUUCGGCUUACAGAAAACACUGAGUAUGCCAACGGGUCCUUCUGGUAAAAGGUCGAGCAGGGACAGCGACUGUGCCGAGAACAUGUACAUCGACAUGAUGCUCUGGAGACACGCGCGGCGCCUCCUGGAGGAAGUGCGGCUCAGGGACCUCGGCUGCUUCCUUGCCCAGCUGGGCUUUGAGCUGAUUGGUUGGCUGUGUAAGGAGCGGAGCCGGGCUGCGCGAGUGGACAACUUUGUGCUGGCCCUCAAGAGACUCCACAAAGAUUUCUUGUGGCCACUGCCCAUCAUCCCAGCCUCCUCGAUCAGUUCUCCCUUCAAGAACGGAAAGUACCGGACAGGUAAUGGACUGCAGGCCAUUGUACCAGCAGAGUUGGGUUUCACACCAAGUGUUUACCUGUUUUGCUAUUAGUCCUAUUCAAGGAAUUCAUUCUAAACU